Cryptococcus amylolentus CBS 6039 is the source of this 1841-nucleotide messenger RNA. RefSeq lists its product as hypothetical. The record is from RefSeq and is a predicted model, not a curated record. The coding region runs from base 70 to 1221 and encodes 383 amino acids. NCBI's taxonomy places the organism in Eukaryota, Fungi, Basidiomycota, Tremellomycetes, Tremellales, Cryptococcaceae. Gene Ontology annotation, cellular component: cytosol. Gene Ontology annotation, molecular function: L-allo-threonine aldolase activity. The transcript has 5 exons. Gene Ontology annotation, biological process: glycine biosynthetic process; L-threonine catabolic process.
UUAUCCGAGGAAAAAGUUCUCUACCGUAGCCGUUUGCCACCGUUUAUCUCAUCCAUUUCGAAUUUCGCCAUGACUCGUUCUCUUCUCCACCCAUCUUCUUUACCAAACACAUCGUCUUUCUCCCGUCUAUUCUCUGUGUAUAGUCCCACCCGCCGACUCCAAAUCCCUCGCACUCAACCAUCAUCACAACCUCUGCGAACCAGACCAUUCACAUCGACAAUGCCUAUCGCUCUUUCCAAGUCUGCUGCUGCCGUCACCGCCGAUGUGGGCGGCCAGGAGAAUGUUGACCAGCUCAACAGAGUAUCAAGAGAUUUCCGAAGCGACACUGUCACAAUUCCCACCGACGACAUGCUUCUCUACGCCCUCAAAGCCACCCGAGGCGACGAUGUGUACGGCGAAGACCCCACGACUGCCGCUCUGGAGAAGAGGGUCGCUGAGCUUACUGGCAAGGAGGCUGCGAUGUUUGCCGUGAGCGGUACUCAGACCAACCAACUGGCAAUUAGGACACAUAUGAAGCAGCCCCCUCACAGUGUCAUCACUGACUGGAGGGCGCAUGUGCACAAGAUGGAAGCUGGUGGUAUCGCCAUGUUCUCUCAAGCUACGACCCACCAAAUUGUGCCCGAAAACGGUGUCAACCUCUCACUUGAAGAUGUCGAGUCCAACCUUCAGCUUGGUGAAGACAUUCACAUCGCCCCCACCAAGCUCAUCUGCCUCGAGAACACCUUGUCUGGUAUGAUCUUCCCUCAAGAGGAGGUCGUCAAGAUUGGAGAGCUGGCAAAGAAGCACGACAUUGCGUUGCACUUGGACGGUGCCAGAAUUUGGAACGUCGCUGCCGACGUGGUGGAGAAGAGGGGUCUGGAUGCUACCAAGGAGGAGGACUUGAAGACUGUCUUGACUGAGCUCAUCGCCCCCUUCGACACUGCCUCCCUCUGUCUCUCCAAGGGUAUCGGUGCCCCCAUUGGUUCCAUCCUUGUCGGUCCUAAAGACUUUAUCCAAAAAGCGAGGUGGUUCAAGAAGGCCUUUGGUGGUGGUAUCAGACAGGCUGGUGGUAUCACUGCUUCCGCCGACUAUGCCAUCACACACCACUUCCCCAAGUUGGCUGUGACCCACCAGCUGGCGAAGAGGCUCGAGCAGGGUCUGAGAGAGGCUGGCUGUGAUAUCUUGGCGCAGGUCGACACCAACAUGGUAAGCUUCCAUUCAUCGCCGCUGGUAGUAUACUGACUCGUCUCAGGUCUUCUUCCAACCCAACAAGAUCGGUCUGCCCUUGGACACCGUCAAGGCCCGACUCGCUGCCCUUCCCGACCCCAUCACCAUCGGCCGUGAACGUAUUGUCAUCCACCACCAAAUCACCCCCGAGGCUGUUGAAGACUUUAUCGCCUGCGUUGCCGAGAUGAAGCAGGAGAAGCUCGAGAGCGGUGAGCUCCAAAAAGAGAUUGACGCUGAGGCAAAGAGGAUGGCGGAGCGUUAUGCCACGCCGGAGGGUGAGGGCAACACGAGCAAGUCCGAGUUGAGGAGGAGGGCCGCCUUGGGUUACUAGAUCUGGAGCGGUUGUCGGAAGGUGUAUCUGUACUCUAGAGUGUACACAUUUUGGGAUAUUGAUAGUUUUUACAUAGACCUUGGAUGUGCAAGGCUCUCCCACCUCAUUAUAUUGUUGCACCUCAUUGUUGAAGGACGCCUCUUGACUUGACCGAGUGAUGGCCGAGUCUGCUACUAGAGACCAGAAGAGAUUCCAGCUCCCCCGUGACGAGUGCAGGUUUCAGGCUUCGGAACCAGGCCUCAACCAGAUCACAGAUCACAGAGCUGCAAAGAUCCGGGAGAGAAGAAGGAAUGCUCGAAAAAGG